AGACUCCUCUCUGCACACUCGGGUCAGAGGUGAGAUUUCCUCCCUUUGCUGUUGCGUGUCGAGUAAACUCUGUCUUUCCUGCAUCUCCUGUUGCCUCGUGUGUUCAGAUCUCUGAGCAAUGGGCCUGAAUUCAACCCUGGGAAGCCUUUUGAUUUUUCUCUGGAUGUCAGGAAUGUGGGCAGGAUUUGUAGAAAAGAACUGUACCAACUAUAAGCUCCAGUUUGAGAGGGUUUUCUCUGUUCCUGGGGAGGUGGCCAUGCUGAACAGCACCCUGCUCUCUCCAGACGUUCUGGACUUCAUGGCGGUCCCGUACAACAUCACCUGGUACAACUCCAGAACACAACAGGAGCUGAGCAACCAGACCGGCCGGGUUCUGAUGGUCAGGGAGACUCUGUGGUUCCUGAACACAACACUGGAUGAUGCAGGGGAAUACAUGAUGCUGCUGCAAACUCCUUCUAAGUGCUGCAUGCAGUCCACCAUGUUAGUGGUGGACCUGCCCCUGCCAGGGGAGUGUGGGAGGCCAAAUAAAACCACUCAGGACCUGACGAACGGAGUGGCUGACAGCCUGAACUGUCCUCUCACAGACUAUAUAGAUAAACUGAAGAGCUACAACAUCCCCUCAGAUCUCAGGUGGUACAAGGGUUGUGAGCCCAUACUGGAUGGAGUGGGUGGGUAUACCUACGUAGAAACUACCCAGCUCACCAUUGCCAGGGUGAAAAAUGAAAACAGUGGCAUGUACACCUGCACCCUGACGUUCACGCUUGGUGAUGUUACAGGAUCAGUGUCAGAGACCAUCGAUGUAACAGUCAUAGACAAGUACUCUUUGACUCCACAAGUUCAUAAACCGAGAAGUGACAUAAAAAGGGCAGAGAUUGGAUCAAACUUUACGACGAGCUGUUUGGUGUUUGUGCCUGGGGUUGGAACACCGUUUGUUGAGGUGUUUUGGUUGACCGGAGAAAAUGUCAUUUUUACCACUGAUCCCUCUGUUCGUGUCUACACGUCCAAACGUUUGUGGACUCAACAUGAGCCUACAGGAGUGUGGAUAGAACGACUUCUCGUGAUCUCUGAGCUGAAGRAGGAGGACUUUAACAUCAACUACACCUGCAGGGUGUACAGCUCCCGGGGCAGCCCGUGUGGAUAUUUGACUUUGCUACAGCCAGAUCRAGACCUCAUCCUUCCCAUUGGACUUGUUUUUGGAAGUGUGACCGUUCUCUUUAUCAUCAGCGUCAUCAUCUACUAUAUAUUCAGGAUUGACAUUGUGCUGGGCUUCAGGAGAACAUUUCCAGUUCUCUACUCAAAUAAAGAUCUGGAUGGAAAGCUGUAUGAUGCCUAUGUGACGUACCCUCAGCUCUACACUGAGYUCAGGGAGGACGUGGACAAGUUUGCUCUGCAGACUCUGCCUGAGGUGCUGGAAAAGACCUGUGGAUAUAAACUCUUUAUAGCAGGUCGGGACUGUCUGCCUGGACAGG
Molecule: messenger RNA, 1469 nt
Organism: Austrofundulus limnaeus
Lineage: Eukaryota; Metazoa; Chordata; Actinopteri; Cyprinodontiformes; Rivulidae
Product: interleukin-1 receptor type 1
Biological process (GO): signal transduction
Molecular function (GO): interleukin-1 receptor activity
Source: RefSeq, a predicted model, not a curated record